Molecule: messenger RNA, 4972 nt
Organism: Thalassophryne amazonica
Lineage: Eukaryota; Metazoa; Chordata; Actinopteri; Batrachoidiformes; Batrachoididae
Gene: raph1a
Product: Ras association (RalGDS/AF-6) and pleckstrin homology domains 1a
Exons: 18
Coding region: 201-4361 (1386 amino acids)
Biological process (GO): signal transduction
Cellular component (GO): cytosol; plasma membrane
Source: RefSeq, a predicted model, not a curated record
GUGACUUGACGGUGGUGUGAGCGGCGUUGGGAUCCAAAGUGUCAGGAGGGGAUUCAGGGAAAUCUGGGAAAAGGGGAAUCAACGGUUCGGACCGGAACUAAAGCCACAGUUAUCCCAGCCGGGCCUUACGGGUCAAACUGGGUUUUUUCCUGCGGACGCCUGCGUGAGGUUUCCCCGCCGCUGGAUCCGGGAUCUGCACAAUGGAUCAGCUGUCAGAUGAAGAGGUGGAGGUCAGAGAGGAGGAGGAGGAGGAAGAGGAUGACAGUGAGAAGGAGGACCAGGAUCUGGAUAAGAUGUUUGGAGCCUGGUUGGGAGAGCUGGACAAACUCACACAGAGUCUGGAUGAUGGGAAACCAGAGUGCCCACCUGAGUACAAGCCUCCUCUCAGACAGGAGACCAACAUGGCCAACUUCUCCUACAGGUUCUCCAUAUACAACAUCAACAAGGCAUUGAAUCAGGGUGACAGCGUAGAUCUGGAUGCUCUCAUGGCUGAUCUCUCCUCCAUUGAACAGGAACUGGGUACCACUGGCGCCAAAGCCAGCAGUUCCAUCCCCAUGGCCCGCCUAGGACUAACAGACACCAAGGUUCGUCAGAAACCUCCAGCAGGGCGUAGUAACAAGCAGCAGCCAGCAGGGAGUAGCAGUGGUGGCAGCGGUAGCAGCAUUGGUGGAGGUAGCAGCGGAGCGAGCAGCAGCAGCAGCAGCACCAGGGCAUCGCCGGCAGGCACCAUCCGAUCCUCCACUGGGCAUCAUGGCAGAACAGCUCUGGCUUCUAACUUCAGUCUGGAUGACAUUACGGCCCAGCUGGCGAAGGCGUCUCUCAGUAUGGAUGAAGUUGCUCACCAGACCUCUUCACACUCUCUUGGCUCCUCCUCCUCCUACACAUCAUCCAUGGUGCGACGGCCCGGCUCCACUAAUCGCCAGCAUCGACGGACGGGAUCAGUGGGCACAGUCAGUGAACACGAGGUGCGUUCUUUUGUUCACUCCUCAUGCUCUUCUGUUACCUCAGCGUCUGGAGUCUCUGUUAACUCUGCCUCCUCCAUGGAUUCCUUGGACAGUGUUCUCCACACGGACUCAGACACCCCUCAGUCUUCAUGUGUGCUCCCAUCUGAAGGAGCUACUCAAGGCCGAGAUUCCACAGAGGAGGAGCAGGCGGCCAAACUGAAGGCAGAAAAUAUUCGAGUUGCACUGGAAAAGAUUAAGGAGGCUCAGGUCAAGAAGCUGGUGAUUCGUGUUCAUUUGUCCGACGAAAGCUCAAAGACCAUGAUGGUGGACGAGCGGCAGACAGUCAGACAGGUUCUGGACAGUUUGCUGGAGAAGUCUCACUGUGGGUAUAGUCCAGACUGGUCACUGGUGGAAACCAUCAGUGAGCUGCAGAUGGAGCGGAUCUAUGAGGAUCAUGAGAACCUGGUGGAAAACCUACUGAACUGGACCAGAGACAGUCAGAACCGUCUGAUGUUCACAGAACGUACAGAGAAAUACGCUCUGUUCAAAAACCCCCAGAACUAUUUAUUGGGACGGAAGGAGAUGUGUGAGAUGGCUGAAAGGAAUAAAGAAGCUCUGUUAGAGGAGUGCUUUGGCGGCAGCUCAGUGUCCGUUCCAGAAAUGGAGGGAGUGUUGUGGCUGAAGGAUGAUGGGAAGAAGUCGUGGAAGAAACGAUACUUCCUGCUCAGAGCUUCUGGCAUCUACUAUGUCCCAAAGGGCAAAGCCAAGGCUUCCAGAGACCUGGUGUGUUUCCUUCAGCUGGAUCACGUUAACAUUUACCAUGGCCAGAACUACAAAAACAAGUACAAGGCUCCCACUGACUACUGCAUGGUACUCAAGCACCCUCAGAUUCAGAAGAAAUCUCAGUACAUCAAAUAUCUCUGCUGUGAUGAUGUCAGAACCCUCCACCAAUGGAUCAACAGCAUCCGCGUUGCCAAGUACGGGAAGCAGCUCUACAUCAACUUCCUGGAAGCCAUGAGGAGGACGGAAGCAGCAUAUGAUUGGUCAUCUCUGUCAUCUUCAUCCAUCAAGUCAGGAUCCAGUUCCUCAAGCCUUCCAGAGUCCCAGUCCAACCACUCCAGCCAGUCUGACAGUGGUGUUUCAGAAAUGACAUCUUCGAGCCACGCUCGCUCCCAGAGUGUCGUCAGCUCCAUCUUUUCAGAGGCCUGGAGGAGAGGAACUCAAGGAGAGAUGUUGAAGAUGGAUCCUAUCAGUAAACCCAUCCCUGUCCAGAUCCCUGCCCUCUCAUUCCAGGCCCUCCCUAUGUCACAGCCUCUGACCCCCCCUUCCAGUUCCAGCUACACUGACAGCCUUGUCCCAUCCAAGGAUUCUUCUCGAAGUCCGCCCUCACCUCUUUCACCAUCCGCUCCUCUCUCCAUCACAAGUGUGGCUCCUCAGCCGUUGCCUCCCUCCACAUUUGUCAAGUACAGUACACUGGCACAUCUGCAGAGCCAGUCCAAGACACAGCCAGCUGGAGCUAGUCCACCUGCCCAGGAAGCCACAAACAACAAUAGCACCCUCCCUGCUGCCUCCUACCUCCCGCCACCUCCGAUGACCUGCCUAGACACUGACAACUUGCCUCCUCCACCCCCUCCAGAACAAAUCACCAGCUCCUGCCUACCACUGACUAACACUGGCCUCCAACAGUUCCUGGCACAGAAGUUUCCUAACAUGGUGUACGACUUUAGCCCAGCUGUGCCCGAUGAUGAUUCUCCUCCUCCACCUCCUCCUGUGGAGCUUUCUCCUCCUAGAUCCUUACAGGUUUUCCAAACCCAUUCCCCCAGCGCACCCCCACCCACACCCCCCAAAACCUUCACUGGUGGAUUCCCUCCUCAGACCGCUCCCAAACCCUCAGGCCCAUCCUCCCUCCCAAUUGCCAUCUCCCCUGUGUCUCCAAUUACUCCCCACAGUGCACAUGUGCCAGUAAAAAAGCAGCAAAGUUUCUCAACAGGACAUUCACCCAAUCAGCCCCCUCCCACCCUCCCAAAGCAGCACAGCCUCUCCUCCAAAACCCUCGCCCUUUCUCCCUCCUCCCCAUCUUCUUUAUCCAUCUCCAUCGCAGCUGCCACCUCCUCUUUGGUUAAGCAAAUUGUCAAUCAGUUCCCAGGAAACUCUGUGUCUUCCUCCCCUCCUGCAUCAACCUCUGUGGAAGUAUCCAAGAGCUCUGCUCCACAGUCUCCUCCAGCUGUCAAGGCCAAACCAAAAUGGCAGCCAGGGGGCAGUAUGGUUCCACAGUCCCCAGAGUUUCCACCACCACCUCCUGAGAGCUCUUUAGUGGAUUUCCCUCCUCUAUCCUGUUCAUCCUCCUCCAUGACAGGCUCCCCCAUCAAUAAGUGUCCUUCCAUCUCCUCCACUGGGUCCAACAAGAGGGGUCCUCCUCCUACCCCCCAGAGAGCUUCCUCUAUUCGGUCCACUUCAUCAGGUGAAACCCAAGAUGACAGGCCAAAGAAGGUGGAAAGCCUCGUCUCCAAAUUUGGCCAAACUCCACAAACUGGUACCUCAUCCAGCUCCUCUUCUGCAACUGGCUCACCUUCCAAAGAUUCCACUGGGCUUCCCAAACCAGGGAAGCUAAAUCUGGCAAAGCUUCCAUUGGUGCUCCAGGGAUUACAAACUAGUCGCCACCAACAGCCCUCUGACUUCUUAUCCCCUCCUCCUCCACUUCCCCCAUCACAACUUUCACAUUUGGAUUCAUCUCCCGAUUACUUCCCACCUCCCCCAAGUGAUUCAGAGCUCUUUCUUCUUCCUCCACAUCCGUCAGAGUUCCAUCACCCUCCAAAAGUUGCUGUUGUGAACCCUCAACCUCAGAUGCCAGCACAUCAGGCAAUAACCUCAUCAUCAUGGAAACAAGGCUCAUUAAAGAAGGGGGAAGUACCCCACCCAACACUCAACAGGCGGAGCAGCAGUACGAUGCAGUACGACAGUACAAUUUCAAUCCCUUUGUCGCCACCUCCUCUUUCGCAGACACCUCCUCCUUCUCUGUCUUCUUAUUCUUCCUCUCCUGUCCCACCUACUUCCCCAAAAUCUGCAGUGUCUAGUUCCCUGGCACUUAAAAGCCACUUUCUAGAGGACCUCAAUCGCACUCUGAAGAGAAAAUCAGUGUCACGCCACGGGUCACUCACAUCUUCUCAUAUCAUGCCCUCCUCCAAGAUGGAGCCCGUGGGCACGAUGGACGACAUGGUGCUCCUCCCACCUCCUCCCCCUGAGUUUUUGCAGCAGCAGCAGGGAAGCCGGGCACACUCUCACACGCUUUCUCGCCACCACACACGUUCCCACUCUACCAAACAUAGCAACAUCUCUGGCUAUGCAACGCUGCGGCGAGGCCCGCCUCCUGCACCACCAAAACGGGACCAAAGUACCAAACUGACCAGUGAGUGGUAGAAAGACAGAGGGCGGAGCCCACUUAACUGAACUGAUCAAGUAGGUGUCAGUGUUCAAGCAAAGAAUUAAAAAACUAAGAAUAGGUUUGUCUGUAUUCUCCACCUUUCAUGCUAACAAAGCCACUCCAUGGAUUCCAUGCGAGUAACAAGCCGGCAUCCCUUCUUGAAUCAUCAUUCUUAUUAUCGUCAUUAUCAACAUUAUUACUGAUCCACAUGUUUAAUCAAAUGACAUGAGUAAUAUCUAUAUAGAUGUAUGUAUACAAGCAAAACGGAAACUGGCAUCUCUCAAGCUUUUCCCAAAAUGUCUGUGCAGCUUUGCCUUGAAAUAUAUUAAAAUCAAAUUACAGAUGUGUUGCUCCAAUAUUACUGGUACUGCAUGGACCAUUACAUUGGAAGUGAAGGAAGGGAGGGCAAGAAAGUUUGAAGAUGUGCCUAGAAACAUAUUUUGUGUCCUGGAGAAGCACAGUUUGAAAGAGAAGUUCCAUUUACUGCAAACGUUUGAGUUUAUAUAAUAUUAUUUAAUACUACAAAGAUAAUGUCCUUAUCUUAAUUAUUUUAAGUUGGUUGGUGUGAAGUUUGAUGUUUGACAGUAUAUGGUUCUGAAUUUUAAAA